Oxyura jamaicensis (ruddy duck) is the source of this 2176-nucleotide messenger RNA. It is a transcript of the gene PBXIP1, whose product is annotated as PBX homeobox interacting protein 1. The record is from RefSeq and is a predicted model, not a curated record. NCBI's taxonomy places the organism in Eukaryota, Metazoa, Chordata, Aves, Anseriformes, Anatidae.
GUCACGUGCGCGCCCGUCCCGAGGGCGGCGACCGGCACCGGCGGAAAGUUGCGGCCGGGACCGGGCCGAGCUGCGCCCCGAGCGCCUCCAGGAGGGGGUCAGCGCUGUCCACAGGUGGGAGCAUGGCGGAGAAAUCGGACUCGCGGGACUCGGACAGCAGCUGGGUGCUGGCGGGCACCGAGGGGCUGCCCGUGGACACGGUGGGCCCGGAGCAGGAUCCGGCCUCCCGCGAGGCCGAGGAUGAAGAGGCAGAGGAGGAGAGCGCCCAGGACACGGCCACGGCCGGUGACGGUGGCAGCGGAGCCGCCUUCCCGGGCCAAACGCCGUGCCCUGAGAUUGGGGACUCGGAGGAGCGGCCGGAGCCCAGUGCCCAGGCGGUGCCCACCGCGGCCGGCCCCACAGAGCCCAGCGCAACGCAGAGCUGGGAGCAGGAGGAGCCCGACACCACGGCGGAGCGGGGGCCCUGCCCGGACACCCCCAGAGCAGGGCCACCAGCGGAGGAGGGGAGCUGCACCAGCAGUGACGACGAAGCGGAGGGGCUGCGGAGGCAGCAGGUCCCCGAGCCCCGUGCCGGGCCCCCCCCUUCAGGGCCUGCCCUGCGCCCGGGGACACAGGACAGCGGUGACGAGGACGGGCUCAGCACCAGCAAGUACCUGCUGGGCGCGCUGGCGCUGGCGGCCGUGGCGCUGCUGCUCGUCUCCGGGGGCUUCUACGACCCGGCAGACGGCCCCGUGGACAGCGUGGUGAGCCGUGACGUGGCCGACACGGAGCAGGAGGCGCCGGUGCCUGCGGACGGGAGCGAUUUGGUGCAGCAGCCCCCGCCGCCGGCCGCUGCGGACCCCCAGAGCAUGCAGUCCGUCAGCCUCCUCCUGGACAAGCUGGCCAAGGAGAACCAGGACAUCCGGCUCAUGCAGGCUGAGCUGCAGGCCCACAAGGAAGAGCUGCAGGCCCUGCUGCAGAAGAGUGAGGGUGCAGCGGCGGCGGCCGGGGCGCAGCAGCAGAGCCUGGCUGCAGAGAACGAGCAGCUCCGCGCGGCGCUGCAGCGGGAAACCGAGGCGCUCCGAGCAGCCCGGGCCGAGCUGCAGCGCCUGCAGGCUGCGGGGGUCCCGGGCAGCCCCCGGCCCCAUGAAGCCGAGGCCGGGAGGCCGGCAGCAGAGCAGCCCCACGGCCCGGGGGGGCACAGCCCGCAGGGAGGACACGGCAAGGCGGGAGGGGACCGGGCCCGCGAAUUGCUGGCUUCGGUGCGGCAGGAGCUGGCAGCCGCCCUGGAGAGAGCGCGGGGCUCGGGGGGGCUCGAGCGGCUCCCGGAGCAGCUGAGUGCCCUGGAGGAGCGCCUGGGCCGCGAGCUGGAGGCAGAGGGGGCCCAGCCCUUCCCUGGGCCCUGGAAGAAGCCGUUCAAAGCAGACAAGAAGGAGAGCCGGCGGCACAAGCGGCACGGUGCCAGAGAGGGCCCCCACGAGCGGGGGGGCUGGGAGAGGAAGGAGCAGGGCAAACCCCACGGGCACGGGAAGGAGCCCCGGCCCCCGCGGGAGCACAAGCCGGGCAAAGCCAGGGGGAAACCAUCCCCGCCCCCCCCCCGGCACGGCCCCCGCGAGCUGCCCCCACUGAGCCAUUACCGGGCGCCCCAGGGCUGCACCGGGGUGGCCGACUGCGCCCGCAAGGAGGGCCGGGAAGUGCUGGGCGCCGCGCUGGAGCCCGUGCAGAAGACGCAGUUCCUGCAGCUGCUGGAGGGCUUCAUGGGGCGGCUGGGCUGGGGGGGGCACUUUGGGGGGCUGGCGGCACGGCUGGACGGCGCCUUUGGAGCCGACGGCACCUUCGCUCACGACCGCCUGCGCUUCGUGGACUUCGUGGACGACGUGGAGGAGAUGCUGGAGGAGCUGGCGCGGAGCGAGGGGGGCGACGAGGAGGCGGCCGACGGCUUCGAGGACUACGUGCUGCGGCACUACGCCGGGGACAGCGGCGGCUCCACCGGGAAGGAGCGGGGCCGGAAAGCCUGGCGGCAGCACGGGGAGGGCAGAUAGAGCCGUGGUGCGCAGGGGGGCGCCCCGCUGCCAGCCUUCGUCCAGAGCAACAGCCCCGUGCCCGCCCGGGGGGGGUCCCCUGGGCCGUGGUUGGGGUCUGGGGGCUGCCUCGUGCCCCGUGGGGACCGCGGGCCCCCGAGUUGCUGCACUGUGUG